This is a messenger RNA of Mesorhabditis belari, 696 nucleotides long. Lineage: Eukaryota; Metazoa; Nematoda; Chromadorea; Rhabditida; Rhabditidae. The record is from the annotation of a GenBank genome assembly.
AUGAUGAAUCCUCUCGGAUUCGACUUUGCUCAAGCGGCCGCACAAGCCUCAGCCGCUUCGGUGGCCUCAUCAGAGGCAUCGGCCGGCUCGUCCGUUUCCACUGGAUCCGAUCAUUUGCAACGUUUAGCCGCUAUGACACAGGGAGUUGGAAAAGAGGAGGGAGAGACGUCGACUCCUACAGCUGAAGCGCUCAACUAUGGAGCUUACAUGUCCGGCUAUAGUGCUUGGCCAAACUAUUACCACCAAUUUGGACAGCCCCUCAACCCAGCCGCCACUUUCGGUGCCUGGCCUGCACAUUACGCUGCUCCACACUGGCCAAAUUAUGCUCAAACAAAGAAAGGUCGACAAACGUAUCAACGCUAUCAGACAUCAGUGCUCGAAAGUAAAUUCCAACAAUCGUCGUAUGUAAGCAAAAAGCAACGUGAAGAGCUUCGUCUGCAGACGAAUCUCACCGAUCGACAAAUCAAGAUAUGGUUUCAAAAUCGGAGGAUGAAGGCAAAAAAGGAGAAACAUCGAUUGGAGGAGGGUGGUGAAGCGGUGCCCCUGUUGCCCAAUAAUCCUCCAAAACCCCACGAUCCGAAUGAAGAAGACAAAAAGUGGUGUUUCCCAUUAGGGCCAGGUGCUGCUCCAUCACCUUGGGGUCAAAUGGUUCCACCGCCCGGCUAUGGUCAUCCUGGCUAUCCGAUAAAUCACUUG